UAUCAUACAUGCUUAAUUGAUUAUUCAUAUCAAAUCAAAUAUCGUCAAUAAUCGUCACGCCACAUCAUCACGAUUUUUGAAAUGCCAUUUCUACCCCUACCUUUUAUUAUUAUUUUUCCAUUUAGUUCCGUUCAGGUUCAGGUCUCUGUUCUUCUCAAUUUGUUUGAAUUCGUGUAAACCUAGCAAUUUUCUCUGCUCACCAAGCCGUUGGUUUCUCGGUUCUCAUGCUAAAGAUAGUUCCUUCUUCUGAUUGCACGUGUUGGCAUGCUUGGGUGUGUUUCAGUGACUGAACUAUUACGUUUCUAUUCUAUGUUAAAGUUGUGUUUUGGAGGCUCCCUCUGUUCCCUUCAAAAAGAGCUUUUGAGGGAUUGACUCGGGUAUUAGUUGCCAUUGAAGAAUGGCACAAGAUAUUGCUACUCAACCAGCUCCUUUUGAUUUUGAACUCUUGCUUAGUGAUACUGAGAACCUUAGAACUGUCACAGCCUCAUCGGGCAGCACAGACCCAUGGAUUGAACCUGAAAGGUUGAAACUCAGACACAGGAUUGGUCGGGGACCCUUUGGUGAUGUUUGGUUAGCAACUCAUCAUCAAUCCACUGAAGAUUAUGAUGAGUAUCAUGAAGUUGCUGCCAAGAUGUUACCUUCAAUCAGAGAGGAACAUAUGAAGACCGCAUUAGAGAAAUUUUGUCAAUUAUAUUUUCAGUGCCAAGGAGCGGAUAGGGUGUGCUGGCUACUUGGAAUUUCCAUUUUAAAUGGAAGGAUAUGCAUCAUUAUGAAUUUUUACGAGGGUUCAAUUGGUGACAAGAUGGCUAGACUUAGAGAAGGAAGGAUUUCGUUGCCUGAUGUUCUGAGGUAUGGUAUCAAUAUGGCUCAAGGUAUUCAUGAACUUCACUCGAAAGGGAUCCUAGUUCUCAACCUUAAACCAUCUAAUGUGCUUCUCAACGAUAGUGAUCAAGCAAUACUGGGAGAUGUAGGUAUUCCGAAUCUACUUUUUGGUUCCUUAUUCCUAAGCUCAGAUAUGGCCAACAGGCUUGGUACUCCAAAUUACAUGGCUCCAGAACAAUGGCAACCAGAUGUCAGAGGCCCUAUAUCCUUUGAAACAGAUUCAUGGGGAUUUGGGUGCACUAUUGUUGAAAUUUUGACUGGUAAUCAACCUUGGUAUGGGUGUCCUGUUAGUGAGAUAUACAGAUCGGUUGUUGAAAAGCAUGAAAAGCCCCAGAUUCCUAGUGGCCUUCCUUCUUCAGUUGAAAAUAUCCUCAGCGGAUGUUUUGAAUAUGAUUUGAGAAAUCGCCCUUCAAUGGUAGAUAUUUUGACCGUCUUUAGAAGUUCACUGAGUGCAGUAGCCAAUGAUGGAGGAUGGAGAUAUCUUGGAACUCACAAAUCUUUAGCAAAAUCAAGUGGCACUGACUACACACAGUGGUUCCUCUCAAAGGAUCAUCUUCAGGUGGGUGACACAGUGCGCUCUAGAAAGCCUUCCAAUUCAUGCAAACCUCAAAACAUGGACGUCCCAGAAGGAAAUGUUGUUGGUUUAGAACGUAAUGCUGGUCACGGAUUUGUUUUAGUGAGGAUCCAUGGUGUUCAUGACCCUGUAAGGAUUCAUGCAUCGACUCUUGAACGUGUCACUAAUGGUCUGGCAGCUGGGGAUUGGGUACGCUUGAAGGAAGAAGAUGAGAAGCACUCGCCUGUGGGUAUUCUUCAUUCUGUCGAUCGUGAUGGCAGAGUGAGUGUUGGGUUUAUUGGCCUGCAAACUCUUUGGAAAGGAAACUCUUCAGAGCUUGAAAUGGCAGAAUCUUACUGUGUAGGCCAGUUUAUUAGGCUGAAAGCCAAUGUUUUGAGUCCUCGAUUCGAAUGGCCACAUAAAAGGGGAGGUGCCUGGUCUACUGGUAAGAUUUCUUGGAUCCUACCAAAUGGAUGCCUAGUUGUCAAGUUUCCAGGCAUGUUGAACUUUGGGGGUGAACCAAGCACUUUCUUGGCUGAUCCCUCAGAGGUUGAUGUGAUUAAUUUUAAGAAUUGUCCAAGGAUGAUAGAGAAGUAUCAACAUGUAGAGGAUCACCACUGGGCUGUUAGACCUGUUCUAAUUGCAUUUGGCCUUCUCACUGCUGUGAAACUAGGGAUGUCAAUUGGAAAGAAAGUUGGGAGAAACAUGAAUGUUAAUGCAAUGGAGAAUGAAAGUCAUUAUACAGAUAGCCAGAGUGCUAGCAGCCCUACAUGGACAUCUUCAGUAGCUAACAUCCUUUUCAGAGAAGGUGUUAACUUACCCACUGGCCGGUAGUUUUACCAAUCUUAUCUCGAUACUGUUGGAUCACUAACUAGUGAAGGAGUUCAUCAGCUAUGUUCUGCCAUGAUGUUGAUUGGCAAACAUUUCACUUGGGAAUUGUAAUUAUACAUAAAAGCCAACGGGACCAACUCUGAAUGUAAAAAUUGUACAUAUUUACAAACGAAAUUAGCUACCUAGCUUUGUUCAUA
This is a messenger RNA of Cajanus cajan (pigeon pea), 2463 nucleotides long. Its product is annotated as Protein kinase superfamily protein. Gene Ontology annotation, biological process: protein phosphorylation. Gene Ontology annotation, molecular function: ATP binding; protein kinase activity. The record is from RefSeq and is a predicted model, not a curated record. Lineage: Eukaryota; Viridiplantae; Streptophyta; Magnoliopsida; Fabales; Fabaceae.